CGUUAUCGUUUCGUUGUAAAUGCCGUCCGUUUAAUUUGUAGCUGCUCCGUACGCGUUUUUUAUUCAACCGUGUCGUAAUCAUGGUGAUUGGUUCGAAAUUGUUUCAACGUCGGUUCUGGAGGUACGUACACUUUAAUAUUUUUUUUUUUUUUAUAUGCUUUUGUUCGUUUUUAUCGGACGACACAAAACGUACCUACCACACAAAUGUAAUUUUCAAUUUCAACAAACCCAUAACGCAUACCCCACGUGAUCAAAAGUUUUAAGUUUGUAGCCGUCGGACUCUGCAUAAAUGACUAUAAUUCGAUGGGUACCUAUAGUGGCUAGUGCCCGGGCGUGAUAUCUUAAAAGACGCGUUAUUUCGUCUGAAAAACUACGUAAAUGUAGGCAGGUGAAUGAUAAUAAAAUGAUUAGCGAUUAAACGAUUAAGUAGGUGCCCAUCACCUAGUCGACUGUUAACGAUUAUCGUAAACGCAUAUUAUAUUUUUAUUUCUUGUAAAAAAUAUAGGUACGCGUAUAGUGUUAUAUUUCUGGUUCCGGCGAAGUCAGUGGGCCCGAGUCAGUUUUCGGCAUCGUUCUUAGGUAAUUUUUUGCUUUUUUUUUUAUAAUCGGUGUAAAUUGCGCGAGUGUUUUUUUUUUUUUUAAAUUUUCGAAAUUUAAUUCGCUCGUAUUGAAAACUGGACAAAAUUGACUUCCCCGGGACCAAAGAUAUUGUUAUUAUAAAAACGGAUUUGAUAAUAAUAAAUAAAUAGUAUUAUCUACGGUUUAGUAGGUUUUGUCUAAACCUACACGGAAUCGUGCGAUGAUUAUUUUAUGCAACUAGAAAACGACUUGUCCGUAACGUGGAAAUAACGUUAAACGCAUAAUAUUGUUGGGCCGCUUUUUAAUUGAUAAAAUUGUAUUCCAAUGCGCAGCGUUAACAAAACGAAACGACGUUAACUCGCCAUUUCGUAUUUCACGUUUUUCAAACGAAAUUUAAUAACGCGGCUUUUUACUGAUAUUCAUGUGGUAGGUAUUUUUCGAGAUUCUGAGUGAAACGAGGAAUAUAUUGGUUUUACAAAGAUAUUUAUUUUCUAAUUCCUAAGUAACACUACCGGGGGGGUAGGUAAAAAGUGAAAACGCGUAGAACGUCAUCUUCGAACUUUUGUAUUUGCCGGUUGGUACAGUAGGUAACAACACUACAAUACCAUAUAAUGACCUCAUAAUUUCGGCGUUAUUAUAGCGGAUAUCUAGUUUAAUCUAUGAAUUGCGCGGGCGUCUUAAAAAAAUGCAAUGUAAAAUGUAAAAAGUGUAUGGCACACGCUAGAUUACUUUUAGUUCGCCAUUGACAGGGGCAACGUCGGGCGCGGGACAGCUAAUAUUAAAAUAUCUCCUAAAACUGUCGUUUAGACAGUUAAAAUAUGUCUCGACGUUGAACAAAAUAACCACCGAAAAUAAAAAAUAGCCGAUAAAAUCCAUGGACCUUACGUUUGUGGACGGAACAACCAGACCUGGCGCAGCAGGGUAGUGCAGCCAUGACAAGUAAAAUCGCAGUAAUGCCCAUUCUUUGGAACACGAUUAUUAUUUCACGAUAAUCAUUGUGAUAAUAUUGGCGCGUGAAGACAACGGCCGAAUUUCGUAACAAAAUAUAUUGUGCAUUUUUAUGAAUAUACAAUCCACACUAUACCGUAGGUACUUCAAACAAACUACAGCGUGUUGCGUCUAUUAUGCAUAAACGAUCGUCAACGUUUUAACGGAGAACUAGAGAUAUUUAACGAUACGUAAACUAAAUUGAGUUGCAUAAACGUUUUGUAAAUUUUAACGGACCAUUAGUUCAAUCAUCCGUUUUCGGCUUUAUAAACGCUAGCGACUCAUUAAAACGUGUUAUCACUAGUCUGUUAUCAGUUAUCAAUAAUUUACCUAUACACAUAGCGAUGUAAAAAUAACAUUGUUUAUCUAUCUCGAUGCCUUUAUAAAAACACCAUAAUAUAAUAUUGUAUUUAUUUUAUUACUGACUGACAGGCAGUUGGUUAAAUCAAUUAAUCAUUAGUAUUAUUUUCAUAGCAUUAAUUAUAGCAGUUUAUUUACGAUUCAUCGACUAGUGAUAGCGAUGAUGAAUCUACAAUAGAAGUUGUAGUACGUUUACCAAAACCAAUGGGUGUUUCGAAAUGGUUGUCAUUAAAAAUAUAUAUAUUUUUUUUUAAUGAGAUUGUAACAGGGUAUCCCAUUAUAUUAUCUCCGGAGGUAAUAAAGAUAAUCAAAUUCUGUUGUUUUUUUUUUACGUAUCACUCACCAGGAUUAGAACUACACAUUUUUAUAUUGCAAUUAAUUUUGGUGAAAAAACGUACAAAAAAUAACUUUUUACUUAUUAUUUUUGAAAAAUUUAAAGAUAGCAAUUUUAAAAAGUUUAUUUUUCCGAAAAUAUUGACGUAUCAACUUUUAAUUGUUGAUUAUUAUUGUUACGACUAAUUAACUGUACAAUUCUUUUCUCUAAUUUUAAAAAAAUAUAUUAAAAAUCACGAAUUUAAUGAAAGUAAAAAGUUGUUUGUCAAAAUUUUCAAAAAAAUAAACUUUAUAAAAUGGAUAUUCUUAGAUUUUUCAGAGUAAAGUAAUUUUUUAAAUAUUUUUACCGAAUUUUAGUAUUUUAUUUUGAAUCGAUUUUCUACUGGUCUGAACUCUCAGCUAGUUCCUUUUGUUUAUAUAUUGGACGGACAUACAUAUCACGAAGUAUAGUCGAGGUCGUACAGAAUGAGACAUAAGUACUGAGAAAAAACAAAUCUUUGACAAACUUCUAGCGACGAUUCAAAAUUAUAUCGGUUGAACUAUUUUAGAUUCUGAGUAGAGCGAUUUUUUUUUCUUUGUAAACAAGUUUUCUACCAACAAUUUUGCUCGUAUUUUCGAGUAUAACACUUUCUUUAAGGAAAUCUAACUGAAGUGGUACUUUAGGGAGGUAGUUUUUUUUUUUUUUUCUUAAUUGGUUUUAUAAUAAUAGGGAAAAACCUAAAAAAAACACUGGAAAAGCGGGAAAUAACGUAGAAAAAACGGAAAAAUAGGUACAAUAUUAAACAAAUAGUGUUAAAAUAAUAAUAAAAUAAUGUUUAAUACAUAUAUAAUUAUAUUUUACCAUAAUAUGCCAUAUACCUAUAUUGUUGAACGCUAUCAACCGAACUCCGCUCAGAAUCGUUUUUUCGUCAGCAAUGGUUAAUAUCGAUGUGCUCAGAAUAGAUUCCUGCCUAUGCCCUACCUUCCCAAUUUCCCACCUAAAAUAGUGGCUGUACUCGUCCUCAUUAUCCUAGGACGGCUUUUUUAAAAAUCGCCCCACUUCAUUAGGGGAAAAAAUGAAAAAAUAAUAUUUUUACUAACCGAAAAAGUGUUUAUCAAGGGGAAAAAUCAAAUUUCAGAAAAAAUAAUACUAAAGAUUUUUCACUCAAAAUCUAAAAAAUAAAUAUGUACACACAUUUUGUUUUUAAAUUUACAAAUGCGAAUAGAUUGCCUGGGAAUUAGAUGUCAACGAAUUCCUCUGUGAAAACAUAACAGUAAUUUUCGUUUUUAAUUUAGUCAAAUAACUGUUGGUCUUAGGUCUAUUAGAGCCCGAGUAGCUAUUAUUAACUGUAUUUGAAAAUGCAUUUUUGCUACGUCGGUUGUUAUUUUUAUGAAUGCGAUUUUAGAGUGUCAUUUGCGUAUAAUCAAAUGGGCGGUGACGUAAAUCUUUGGAGCCAAAAGGAAGAAGGGGACUCAAGUAAAUUUUCGGCAUUUUUUUUUCAAAUAUAACUUUGUCUAAUGUAAUUUUAUCUCUAUUUUUUGCCGUUUAAAUUGCACGAGCGUAUGUAUUUUCAAAAUUAACGUGCAGUGCAGCGUAUUAGUUUUUGUACAAUAAUUGUAUGUAAUCGUCACAUUACGGCACGCGGACACACACAUCGGUACGCAGAGUUCGGACAGACACUGGACCGUCGUCUCGAAACCACCGGGUAACGUGCAAAAACAUUGCUUACGCUGAAUAAGUGAAACCGGCUUAAUUUUGAUUAUGAACUAUUAAUAGUUACGGUUAUUUAAAAAAAAAAAUGAAAAAAAAAAAGUAAAGUUUUUGUAUCUUUUUUCACAUCGAGCCGUAUAUUUUGAACAAUACCUAAAAAACCCCGGGACAUUCCCUCCGGAAUACCGUUCUCCGUGUAAUCGCAUAAUAGGCACCUCCACUUUUACCGUAAAAUCAAAAUCGAGUUGCAUUGUUUCGCCGCGCGUUACCCCCGGCGGGCCAGACGACGCGGUCGUAAUAAAUAAACGUCCUCUUAAACGGCAAUGAUGAAUAAUCGCCGGCGAACGCAUUACGCGUAACAUGUUAUUGGAACAACCAUAAUAUUAUAAACCGAGUUAAUAAACUGUGUUCUUCGUUCUGUGUUCUGUGUUCUUCGCCGAUUAUAUUUACCACCGACGACGACCCAUAGCCAAUAAGCCAAUAGCUCCGCGCAACAAUAAUCGUUUUGUACGUUUGCGCGCGCGCGCAGAACGAUCAAAAUCGUUUCGACAAUUUAUCUACGUCAAUAGUGAUACCGCGUUAUUCCGGUAACGCGAUAGUAACGUUGUGAUAAUGUUAUAAACGUUACGCUCGUCGGGUUCACAAAGUUAUAAUACGCGAAAUAUUAUUUGCGGCUCGCCUCCGCCUCCUUCUGGCGAAUUAUUAUUACCGUUUUUUUUCCGGUUUCGGCUGUGUACGGACGCACGUUGUAACAUCGUAAAAAAAAUGGAUUUAAAACGGGUUUUUUUUUUUUUUUUCCUCGACCGGACUUGACGGUGGCGCGUAGGUUUUAAUAAAGUAUGCAGAUUUUUGUCACGAUUUUUGAAAGGUUGGUAUGCGAAAUGUAAAUCUGUUCCGAGUUGAAAAAAUAAAUAAAUAUGAUUUAUGCAACGGGCAAAUCACGACGGUAAAAAACGAUCAGCGCCACCGCGUCGCCAGACACGUUAAUUAUUAUUACGAGUGUUCGAGCAAUAAUAUUGCGAGUACGUGAAUAUUUCGAAAACGACGAGCGGGGCGAACCGGGCGGAGGAAUUCAAUUGAACAUUUUGACUUUUCGUCCGUAUCGUUUGCCGCAGUUCAAUUUAUCAUUUAUAAAUUAUCGGAUCGUUGAACUGGAAAAUUUACGAAAAUACGACCUCUCCGUCGCGUACCAUUUGCGUUCAAUGAGCUAUUUAUAAAUAACGCGCACUGUUCGCUGUACGCUGUUUUCACAGUAAUAAACACCAGACAAUUAAUAUUAUAAAACACUUUGUUUCCGUCGAUUCUCAAUCAAAAGUAUGCCGUGGUUUAAAAACGGAUUAGAUUUUUGCAGUUAUUCAACAUGAUAUAUUUAUUCCGAAUAUCCGCGAAUAUUUAAAUUCGAAAUACUACCACCGAAUCGAUCGUUUGUAAAUGCAUUAAAAAUAACAACAUCAACGCGUUGAAGAAAAAGUUUAAAAUUGAGCACACGAAAAUAGUUUUAUAUUUAAAUUUAUUUGUUUUUCUAAUAGGUCCCGUUAUUUUAUUUUUAUUUUUCAAAUACAGGUUUCCCAAUACCUAUAGUAAAAAUAAUAUUUUUAACAAUAGUAAAAAGGACGGAGUUACUUCACACGUGGGUGCAGCUACUGUUAUAGGUGGGAAGUGGGGAAGGUAGGAUAAAAAGAGGAAUUUAAUGUAUAUCUAUAGUACCCGACUCAAAUAUAUAUGUAAACAACGAUAAACCAUUGCUAACGAAAAAACGAUUCUGAGCGGAGUUCAGCUGAUAGAGUUUCUUUGUCAACAAUAUGUAUGUAUAUGCCGUAUUAUGGUAUGAUCACUACAUGUGUGUUUCCAUGACAACAAUGAUUGUUUAAAAAAGAUUAAAAUAAUAAAAACUGUUGCCAAUGAAAACCUUAUAUUUUUAAUCUUUCAAUCUUUUUUAACCUAAAGAACCAGGUUUUCCUCAUUAUCUCGAAUAUUAAUGAAAAUUUCAAAAAUGACCGGUCUAAAGAACUAUUCAGAGAACAUUUCUUGUAGAAAAAGUGUUCACACACAAAAAAAAAAAAUAAACUUCUAAAAAUAAAAGUUCAAAAUAUUAUUGACUUUAGUCGGAUGGAAUUGAGAAACUCGAUAAAUUCGAUAAAUAAAUAUUAAUAUAUAAAUUAUAUUAAUUAAAAUUAAUAUAUAAAUAUUUAUAUAAUGAAAUAAAUUUUAGAUUCGGAGUGAUGAUGUGUGCAUAUACAUAUGCAUAUGUGUGUAUAUUGUUCAGCCUGCGAACAAAAUAUUUUAACAAAUAUUUUGCCUGCAGGCCUGCAGAAAUCUCGCUCUGAAUGUGUAAACACACUUCUCUUGGAUGGCUUUUGAUAAUGUUGUCUAGUUGGUACAAUGGCUCGUAUUUUAAUUUCUACUUUUAUUUUUUUCAAUAAUUAUUGGGAAAAGUUGGAAAUACUUAAAAUAAAAAAAAAAAAUAAAAAUAAUGAGCAUUCUUAAUAUUAUAUUGUACUCGCCCGAUUAUACCAUAGGUGCAACUAGGAGGAUGCUUGGGGAUGCUUCAGUACUCCCAGACAUUAAUUUAGCAUCCCAAGUUCAAAAACGACAAAAAUUGAAAAAUAGUGUGAAAAAUAGUUGUUCUAGGAUAAUGGAGACGGGUGCAGUCACUGUUAUAAGUAAUUUAAUGUAUAAUUGUAAUUUGAAUCAGUUUGGGCAGGUAUUAUAAGGAGAUCAUUUUUCGAUUUUCCCAUCAAAUGUGAAAAACCGGGAUAAAAGUAAGAAAAACGGGAAAAUCUGUAUAAUAUUAUACAAAUAUUAUUAAAGAAAAUAUCGAAUUUUAUCGAAUGAUUACAAUAAACAUACGGAUAAGACCCGUGUGCAAUUUUCCUCACCACCUUGGCUAUCGACGAACGCCAAUGAAAUAUUAUUACGAGUAUUUGGCGUUAUUCGAAAAGCGUAUGAGGUUUUGCACGAGGCGCGUUUUUUUUAUAGUGGUGUCCCCGAGUAGGCCUAAUCCACUGUAUCGAUUAACCUAACCUUACCUUAAACCCAUAGAAUUACACUCUAUAAUAUAAUUCGAUCACCGAAACCCGAUCCUCGUUCUUUGAAGUCAUCCGCAGCUACCAGCAGUCUUGGCUCGAAGAGUUCGCGUGCAAAUAAACCGGAAAAAAAAAUGAUUUACGAAAAGAUAGAAAAAAAAAAAACCACUACUAUUAUACCGACAAAGAAAACUUAAUAAACUAUUGAAAAAGUUUAAAGGAAUAAUUAUAAAACGAUUCAGAAAAAUAAAAAUUUAAAAACCACAAUGAAUAAAACAGAUUUAAUUUACUAAGAUUCGAUGAAAUAUACGUACAAUAAACAAAAUUAAUAUUAUUGCAAACAUUAUUAGCCAGCGCGUGGUUUUGUAAUAUUUAUAUUAUCGUUCUAAUAAACAAAUAAAUAGUAUUUCAGUAAGCAUACCCACAAUUUUUGUUACUUUGGCACAUUUUGGUACUAAUAGUAAUCGAUACGAGUUUUCAGCAAAGCAAAUUAAAUAAUAUCCGUAUACAAUUGCGUUAUUUUAUGAUUGAUCGAUUUUAAACAAAUCUGAGCUUCACACGUACAUAAAAAUAAAAAGACGGACUUAUACUUCGCAUGUGGGUGCAACCACUGUUGUAGGUAGGAAGUUGGGAAGGUACGAUACAGACGGAAAUUUGUUGUAUAUCUGUAAACAACGAUAAACUAUUGCUAACGAAAAAAUGAUUCUGAGUGGAGUUCAGUUGAAAGUGAUGCUUUGUCAAUAAUAUAUGUAUAUAUUAUAUUAGUUGUACCUAUGGAUUUUACUGGUUAUUGGCUUUUAACGAUAGCAUUCCCCAGAUUUCACACUCGGUAAUAUUUUGUAUGUGCAGCAUUUUCGUGGGAAAUUCGUGAAUUUUCCAGUUAGUCGUCGGCAUAAAACUAAUACAUUUCAAAUAAAUCGGUAAAUAAAUUAAUGAAUUCGGCAUAUUGGGAGAUACAAUGCAUUCCAUGAGACGCAAGACGGGACAUCUGCCCUCCCCCUCUUGGAUAUCAAAAUUUCAAAUAUAAUUUUAAUAAUCAAUUAAAAUAAUUUUAUUUUAAUUACUCUUCAGCGUUUGAUUUUAUUAUGCCCCUCCCUGAUAAAUUUCCCGUGGAUGCCCAACAUGAUGCAAUCUAUAUAAAUUUAUAUUUAAUAUUUUAUUAUACAGUUUAUUACGAGUUAAUCGUACGAGCUCACGUUUCUUUUCAAAAACUGCGGAUCGAUAGAAAUAAAAAUUAUAGUUGCCUGUUGUAUAUAUAUAUAUGUACUGUAUUAUAAUUUUAUGAUCCGCAAUUGACAGUAAAAUUAGGUAUACGGUACACAUAAUUAUUGAAAAUUUACAAAGAAAGCGGUUUGUUUUUUUGGCAGUGUAAAAAAAAUCCGUUAAAAAAAAAAUUGCCUAUUUAUAAUAAAUGAUAUCAAAUAUUAUAAGGCAUAUGCGACUUAUUAAAAAAAAAAAAAAAACAGAACAAAACACAAAAAAAACAGUAUGUAUUUUCUAUGUCGAUGCAGUAUCAUCGUUGAAUGUCAAUAAAAGUAAAUAUUUUACACCGCAAAAAUAAAAAUUUCAAGAAUGGCUUUCGGUAUUACCGUAUAAUAAUACGCGUAUAGAAGAAAAAAAACACGUAUAAAGUUUAUUGCCGUCGUAGUUGUCCUGCAAUAAAUUUGCCUACACUUUUUUUUUUUUUUUUUACUGCUCACAAAAGAACCGCUACCCAGUUAAACGCGUUAAUCGAGACCGAUUUUAAUUUUUUUUUUUUUUUAAAACACACAGUCAUGGUCCAUCAUCGCUCAGUAUUUACAGGUACACGGUAUAUAUAAAUUGCACUUAACAAUUUUCCACACAAUUACGUGCAUAUAAUAAAAUAUAAUAAUGUACGGGUAUAUGUAUUAUAUAUAUAUACGUAUAGAUUCGAUGAGGGCAUCACCGUGAAUCUCGUCGACGUUUUCCGAUAUUAUACUCGUAUUAUUAUUUCCAAUUUGUCAACCGAAAUGAGGUCGGUACCUAUCAAUAAAAAAAUAACUCUGUAUAGCGCGCAAUCGUGAAUUUUACCGCCAAAAAAUCGACGUGACCCGUUCGCGCGCGUCUUAAUUUACUCGUCGAGUUUUCUCCUUAAAAUCGGGGUGACCGUACGGGCCCACAGAUAUUUAAGACAUGGAUGUGCCUUGCCUAUACCUUAUACACGAAGCGAUGCGCGUCAGAAGAGAACGCUUGUUACCAAUGUGGUUGACUGAUAUUUUUGAUAAUGUUACAUGAUAAUAAUUGAGUGUUUUAUAAUCAUGAAAAGUAAAAUACGCAUUACACAAUAAUAUUAUUUUACAUUAUCUAUUUACGUUAUUAAGUUAAGCAGUAAGUAAUAAGUAUUAUAAUUUGCAAAAUCAAAUAAUAUAAUUACACUUGCACGCUAAUUUUUAUUUCGUUUUGAGUAUGAACCACAGUACAAACAUUUUGAAUAUACCGUUUUUAGACUCUGACGAAGUGACGUGGUUAAAGAAACUAAAUAAUAUUAAUAAUAUAUUAGAAACCUAUUAUUAAACCUAUUAAAGAAUAAGGGCAUCAUAUUUAUUAUCUACUGCGAAUCUUAUGAUCCAUAGUGUCGAUAACCACUGUUGGUAAUCACUAUACCAUUAAUGGUAACUAGCUUCAAGUAAUCGUGAAUACAAUAGUAUUCACGAUCCAUGUACGAGUCCCGUAUUUCGACCUUGGGUCCCGUAAAUGUAUUCGAUUUUUUUAUGCCAUUAUUUAGUUUAACGCAAACGUACACAUGAAAACGGCGGAAAAAGUAAUUGACUGACCGCAGUGGUGCAACUGGGUGAGGGGAGGUAUUUUGGGUUCCAGAUACCCCCCCUACAUACAAGCGUGUUCAAGUAAAAUAAAUCAGUUAAAAGACAAGUUGUUUUUCAAUAUAGGCAUGUGACACCUCCCCUUCAAAAAAUCUUGGUCACGUCACUGAUGACCGACCGUCGUCGAAAUAAAAUUUGAUGUUUUGGCGUACAACAUACGUUUCUAUUAUUGUUAUAAUACAGGGUUUAACAUUAUCAUAUUUAAAUAUUUUUACUUAUUGUACUUACCGCGUUUAAUUCGCUUUUUAUGGUCACUUUAUACCGUAAAUAGAGGCUGUAAUAUUUGUACUGCAGUAUUAUGUCUAUUAUUUUGUAAAAUAAAAAUGAAAUUCCGUCUGUAUGUCCACCCGCUGUAUAAAUCUACCACAGUUUUAUUCCGAUCUCGAUGAAACUUUGCUCAUUCGGCAUUGGAAAUAACAGGGACGCGCUGUCUAAUUUUCGUCUUGAAAUUCAACCCCUUAAUUUUAAGGGCUUAAAACGAUGGCUGACACCGUUGUUUUUGGUAAUUUUUCUGGGAAAAUAACAAUUAUUAUAUUUUUUUUUGAUUUAUGAGGUACCUUAUUGACACGGAUGAAAAAUACUUAUAAUUAUUUAAUUUGAUUGCUGCGUACAAGGACAUGACAAUUUUUUUUUAAAAAUAAAUUAGAACAACGAUUAACUGUGUUAAGUAUAAGGGUGGAAACGGGGAGACACUUCUAAUCGAAUUUCUUUUAUUGAUUUUUAUUUUCGAAAGGAUUAAAUCCGAGAAAUACUGGGUGAUUUGACUAGUAUAUUUUAUGAUAUUAGCUGUCCCACCCGGCCUUGCCCGUAGCAAUUUUUUCUUUUUACCCAUAUUUCUUUUUAGUUUUGACCGUGUUAGUGAUGAAUAAAAACAAAUAGGUGGAAAGUGGAUAUAAUCCACCUUCGGUGGACUAAAAAUUAUUCUGUUAUGAUAUUUAUUUUUAAAUUUUAAAUUACUAUUUGCCUAAGUGUCUCACCAUCUGGGGCCAGUUCGAGUAAUUUUUUUUUGCGUACAAUUAACCAUGGGAAAAACAUUGGACGGUUAAUUAGGUCUAAACCUGCAAAUUUUAAUGUUUGACCUUGUGCCUUAUUGAUGGUCAUUGAAAAACAUAAUUUCACGAGAAAUUGAAGCCGUUUAAACUGGAAUGACAGAUUCGUUUGUAUCAUUGGUAUUCUAGCAACCAAAACCGUGUCUCCAGCUCCGCAGCCAGUAAGAAUCAUCAUACACUCAAGCAGACAGUUUUUUAAAGGUUUUAUUUGUAAUCUUGUGCCGUUGCAUAAUUUUGGUGGACAUAAGUUCUGGAGUAAUAUUAUAGGAGAACCUACCUUUAGAAUUAAUCUAUGCGGUGGAGUCCCUGGAGGGGUUAAAAAAAUUUAAAAAUUUAGUUAGAUAAUGUACCGCCUACUUUCUAUCAAUAACCGUAUCAACUGAAUAGGACUUUUUUAUUGGUGCAUUGAAUCUUAACAGAGGCGUCGUUCAAAACCGCACACUUACCGUUCAUACAAAAUUUGGAAGGUCGAUGUUUCAAAACCACACACAUUUAAUCGGCAGUGAAAAGCAUUAUAGGUGGAAUUAGAGACCCAAUGUGGUCACUAAGGUAACUCGCUCUCUGGGUUCACUCGGACAAUUUUAAUCGAAAAUAACUCGAUUUGUUUGACAAAACCACGUCCGAUAGGACAUAAAGUAAAAUGCGUGCGGUAUCAUUUUGAAAAAACUAUACAUAAAAGUCUGCGGUUAUGACGACCGCCGCUUAACAGUACCAUGCAAUUGAUUUUAUUGACUUGUUAGUUAAUGACUCUUUCCUCUCCUGAAACCAACUCAAGGUCUUAGUAGAUAUGUCUGGAUAAACAUAUAGUCUAUAGUCUCGUUCAGCAGAAGUUUCAUUACUACGUAACAAGUGUUCUCUUUUAGCAUUUGCCGUAUUGCGUCCUAUAUUAGAUCUUUGUUUAGGCAUGACUAAAACGUAAACAAAUUUUAAUGACAGUUUACAGUUUUACUGCAUAAUAUGACACAAUACGGCACAUAGAUCUUUAUAAUUAUUUACCAUAGAUACGUUUUGAUCAACCUAUUGAAUUUGUUUUCAUUUCACCCGUGUUACUAAGGUAAACCAAAUAAAUAAAUAAUAAUAAUAAUAACAACCUACCUAAAAACCGAAUUUUGGAGGAUGGUUUUCAAUAGAGGAUGUAUGUCAAUAGCUAUAAACCUUCCUGUGUUAAUUGCCUAUCCAAAAGUGAAAACCGCAUCGAAAUCCAUUCAGCCGUUUCAGAGUUUAUCCCGAACAAAAAAAAGUGACUUCAUUUUAUACUAUGUAUUGAUUAUAAAAUAUGGUAUACAUAUGUUUUCCCUCCGUUGUUUUUGAUUACUUUUAACCGAUUCCUCUGGAUGAGCUUAAACAAGAAAAUAAGUGUUGUUUUUUUUUUUUUUAGGCGAGUUGAUGUGCCAUAAUAUCGAGCAUUCCCGAAUUUUUAGUGAACAAUGUCAUUAAUUUAGAUUUAAUUCAAUCGAUAGUUAAAAACAAUAAAAUAUUAACAUAGUAAUCGGCUCGAAUUGGUUUAAAUAUGCGAAUGGCUUUUAUAAACUGCAGUAGUUUGUCUGCAUAUCAAAAUAGAUCACAUAGAUAAACGAAGAUUGAAAUUUGAAAUAUUUAAACUCUUAUUAUACUGAUAGGCACUUCUGAAUAAUUUAUACUACGGAAUAAUUAUGAAACUGAUGUACCUAUGCUGUAACUGUCGAACAUGUUGUUCCAUAACGGAAUAGUUUAACUAUUCUAACAGGUUUAAACCUAGCGAAUAGUUCGAUGGUAUAACAGUUGUACUAUAGUUGUACCGAAUAGUUACUAUUCGGUUAUGCCCGUCACUAUUAUUUAAGCAUAUUGUAGAGAAUUUUAAAUACGUUGAGAAUUUAGCGUUUCGUAUAGAUGUACCCGUACAAUGCGCAAACGAGUUUUGUGCGCAAACGAGUGUCAUAAUACCCCUGAAAAAAUGCUGCACAUUUUUAUAUACGUAAUUUAUUCUACAUAAUACGCGCAUAUAUUAUAAUCUAUAUUACCGUAUCGUGUGAAAAUAAAAAAAAAAUAAAUAUAUUUUAACGAAUCGCACCAAUAGGAACUCGAAAUUUGUUUAACCGUCCGUCUUUAGAUUACGAUAAUUUUUCAGUUGCCGAUCAGUACCUAAUAUUAUAAUGGAAGUAAAACAAAAAAAAACCAUUAAAACAAUUCGUAAUUCAUUUAAGCGGAAUUUUCUGAUUAACGCGUUUUAUUACACCCGUAACUCUUAAAAUACAUAAUUUCGAAACCGAAUUAACAUACCAUCAUGACUCGUCGUACAGGUAUGUUUCACAUGAAACCCGCCAAUUGUAUUCGUAUUUUAAAUACUAUAUAUAUUACAUUCUCGCGGGCUAUAAUAGACGUAUAGAUGAUAUUCUCGAAAUUGCACUAUAAUAAUAUAAUUAAACUAAUCGAUCUUUAAGGUAUUAUAAUUUUCAAUAUAAUAUGAUAUUGUAAUAAUGGUAAUUGAUUAUGCCCCAACGAUCAUCAAAAAAAAAAAAAACGAUUCUGAGAUUUUUGUUCCCCCCUCCGUAGUAUUAUGGUCGAGGUAAGCCGAAAAUCGACAAACAACACAGAACCGACGUAUCGUCAAUAAUUGUUGUCGUUUAUUUUGUUUUACUUUAAAAAAAAAAAAAAAAAAACUAUUGGAACUCUAGAGGAACCCCCCCCCCCAUCACCGUUCCAGCAAAGUACUGACGGGCGGAAAUUCGGCGUCUUUGGAGGUGCUGUAUAAAAAAAAAAAGCUGCGCUAGGAUAAUGGGGACGGAUGCAGCCAAUGUUAUAGAUGAAAAGUUGCGAAUGUAUUAGAGAGAACAUUUAAUGUAAGCAACGAUAAACCAUUGCUAACGAAAAACGAUUCUGUGCGGAGUUCGAUUGAUAUAAUGUUGCUUUACAACAUAUGCAUAUAUCGUAUGGUAAAAUAAUUACCUAAUAUGCAUUAUAUAUUCAUAUAUUUUCUUUAAUAAUAUUUGUUUAAUAUUCUACCUGUUUGUUAGGUUUUACCUACGUUUUUCCCGGUUUUCCCCAUUUAUUGGGAAAACUCCUGGAAAAAGCAAAAAAAAAACCUAUCCAGUCAGAUUUCCUUUUGGAAAAAGUGCUAUAAUUGUAAAUCGGAGCAAAAUUACUAGUAGAAAAGUUAUCCAGAGAAUAAAAAACUAAACAUCAAUGUAAAACCAAUACAUUCCUCGCUCCACUCAGAAUCUAAAAAAACGAAUAAACCGGCAAAUAUUUAUUCAAGCGCCCGUAAAAAAAAAAAAACUCGUUAAUUAAUUAAUUUCCAUACGCAAUAUGCAUGUAUAUAAUUACCGAGAUAUAGCUUAUGUUAUACAGUAUAUUAUUUCGACCUCGUCGUUCCGUAUUACAAUCUUGUAAAUUAUUAUUUAAUUUUUUUUUUUUCUUUUUUCAUAUUCUAUUUAUCCGAUUUCUCAUUUAUUAUUGUCCGCUCCGCGGCGUAAUGUGUAUAAAAAAUACGAGAGAGUCGCCCGGAGAGACGGCAACGAACGUCCUUGACAUUAUCACGACCAUAUGAUUUCCGAACGGUGGCGGCGGCGGCCGUACACGUCGAGAUUAGUAGCGAUACAUGUUACCGUGAAAUAUAGAGACAGUGACUCAUGGUACAAUAACGUAAUGAUGCAUAGUUAAUGGACACGAGGCGUUUUUAAGGAGGUUUUCCGUGUCCAAAUCGAUACACACGCACGCGCGCACAGUAAAGUCUAUUUAGACACUCUGGCCCUCGCACUAUAGUGAGAUUUUACUUACACUGUCCGCGACCACUCGAAAAGUUACGGUCAACGCAUUCGACGUGCAUUUCCACGGUUGCGACUCUGCUACUCGGUUUGCGGCAAAGGGCCGUAAUUAUACGUUUUAUAAAGCAGAGUAUUUAACCGGGUACAUGGUUCGUGAGAAUGAUUCUCUAACGCGUUCGUUUCUCAAUAAGUGUUUAAUGGUUAAAGUUAAUAGUUGCCUAAACGCGCAUAUAAUAUCUUGAUAGAUAAUAUGAAAAAAUUAAAAAAAAAAAGUCGUUCGUAAGAGACACAGUAUAUUAUUUGUUUUAUUUAUAAUACGUCGCCCUUUGCCCCAAAUUGAAUCGAACUGAAAAGUGAAAAUGUUCGAGUACAAUGCCAGCCGCGGCCGUAACUUUCGGUCGUAUUGUAGAAAACCACACAGACACUCAGCGUUCAAUGAUUGCGGCUAGCCGAACUUAGGAUACAUGAACGGGUUUUGUAAAAAUCCCAAGUCCUACCUCCCACAAACAUACUUGGAUAAAAUAUUUUUCAAAAGUAUUUAGAAUAAAUAUUCGAAUUAUAUACAAAUUAAUAUCUCGAACACGUAUUCGAAUGCUUUACAAAACAAAUAACAAUAGUAUUUUAGAAACAUAUAAUCUGUAAGAAACAGAUCUGCAGGGGGGGGGUGUGCGCCACUGUCACAGGCGGGAAAUGACUGAAAAUAAGUGCUUUCCGAAAAAAAAAUUAAAGGUAAAGGGCGAUGAACUGUUGGGUAUUUUGAAAAAUAUUUUUUACCGAAUUGAAAAUCCGUAUCUUUUAGAGCGAUGAUACGUGGAAAAAUCGGAACAUUUUUACUAACCGAAAACGUGUUUUCUGGGAAAAAAAAUAAAGCGUGUAUCUCGCAAAAUUGUAUUUUAGAUUCUGAGCGGAGCGAAGUAGGUUUUACUACCUGUGAUGAUUAUUUAUUAUUAUUUAUACUGUGUACAAAAAUUCUACCAGAAGUCUUGUUCCGAUCUGUAUGUGCGGCACCAUUUCUGAUAGGAAAUUUUAUCUACAUGGCAAUUUAAGGAGGUCAUUUUUUGAUUUUCCAAGUGGUUUUCAUAAUAUCUUGGAAAAAACGGGAAAAUAGGUACAAUAUUAAACAAAUAUUGUUAAAGACAAUUUAUAAUUCAUUUGUAAUUAUUUUACCAUAAUACGACGUAUAUAUUGUUGACAAAGCAACACUAUCAACCGAACUCCGCCCAGAAUCGUUUUUUCGUUGACAAACGUUGAUUGUUGCAUACGCAGAUAUACAUUAAAUUUUGCAUGCACCCGUCCCCAUUACCCUAGGACAGCUUUUUUCUUUUGUUCUUUUUAAAGAAUGUAAUACUUAUUAAAACCAUUCGGUAUAUCGAGUAUACUUUCUGAAAAAAGUUUACGAUACUCGUCAUUCGGAACAUCGUAUCCGCCCACAGAUGUGGCCCAACUCCCGGCUACGGGUCGACAAUAUUAUAACGCAAGUCAGGGUCGGCUGGAAGGCGGCACAAGCCGCGCAAUCGCACAGAGCACUGCCCUUUUAAGAGUUCCGCGUCGAUUCUCAAUCAUAGCUAUAAUAAUUUCACACGGGGGUGUCCAAGCCGGUCCUGAACGUAGGUACUAGGCUAGGGCGGUCCUUAUUUUGCCGUAUUCAACGUUUUUAUUCCCGUUCAAAUCUCUUCGAGGCCGCCAAUCGGUUCGGUUGCAUAAUCGUCGUCCGCGCGGAAUUCCGACGACGGCGGAAUUCCGUUCGAAAAUAAAACGCAUUUUUAAUAUUAUAUAUAUUAUGUACGAUACGUGGUCAUUUUCACCGCCGCCGAGUCUUCUGCGGGCGCGUCAUCUCCCGUACCUAUAAUAAUAGUAUACCGCGGAGCUCACGCAAACCCGUCCGGUAUGUCAAUGGCCCUACCAUAACUGGUUUACGGUCGGUCCGCCUCGCUAUACCGCGGACCGGGUAUACGAACCACGUACACGAACCUCGUACGCGGCGGCGUCACACCGGUCGACGAGUACCGCUAUGUUCGUCCGCCCGCCCGCCCGUCCGCCCGUCCGCCCGUCCGCCCGCCAUUCCCACUGAUCUACCUUCGUCCUAGCCGUCGAGGGCCUGUCCCGGUUCCGGCAACGCGCGUCAUUCCGUCCGCCGUCGUCGGCCUGGUUCAGUCUCUUGUCCGCCGGUCUGCACGUCGGUAUUCCACACGUCGCUCGCCGCGAAUCGUGUAUAAUAAUAAUAAUAAAAAAAAAAAAAAUUAUAAUAUAAUAUAUUCGCCUACGCGCUCACACUCGACAACAUAACAAUUAUGUGAAUACGGUGUAUUUAUUUAAUUUAUCGCUAUACGUUACGUACACAGAACGACAUUACUGUCCGCUGCCCCGCGCGCAUUAAAACGUUGUUUUAUAAACGAACUUUUCGGUAUUUUUUAUUAUUAUUUUUUUUUCCUAUUAGUUUUCAAUAGCCGAUUUUCGUACACGACCCGCGCACGACAAUGAUGAUCCGAUUCGUGGCGAACGCGAUGUUGCUGGCGCUCCUGGUCGGGUCCGCGUAUCCGUCCAUGCUGGACUCCAAUAACGUGGACGAAGAGGAAAACCCGUUCUUGGAAGCGGCCAAAUCGCUGUUACAGGAUUCGCUGGCCAGCGGCCAGGGUGGAGCGCAAGGCGCUGGACUGGGCUCCGUGCUCCAAUCGUUCUUGCAGACGGACGGCGCCAAGUCCGGCCUGGGGUCCAUCGUGUCCGGUCUGGCGGCCGCCAAAGGUUCCGUGGACCCGCAGAUGAUCGGCCAGAUCGUGGGCAUGUUCGCGGGCGGCGCCGCCUCGGCGUCCAACAACGACAACAACGGACCCGGCGUCGACUGGAGUUCCAUGAUCGAUUUGGCCUCUGGUAAGUGACAAGGUACCUGUAGGUAUCUAUUACCAUCGCUUUGUACGAUUCGGAAACGGCCUCUAAAAAAGUAAAAUAAUAAAACAACAGACUUGGCCGAGUGUGGCGUACACGGGGGUGAGGGGUAAUAUACCUACUGCCCACUUCGGCUUAAAAUCUCUAUUGCUGUGUGAGUUUUAGUCAAUAAUUGAUCUUGUGAAACGUAUUCGUUUCAGCCGAGUCACGAGGAGAAACGAUUCGAAUUAACCGAACAUAAAUAUCGCAUAAUUUUGUGCUUUUUUCGAUCAGACUUUCAAAUAUUAUUCCCGUUGUUCGGGUUCGGUAUUCUCUGGUCAUUAUUAUUCACUCUGCGCGCCCUCCUAUCGAGAAUUGCUGGGCACGUUACUGUUUGCGCUAAAACUCUACAAAUCUUUUUUAUAAAAAAAAAAAAAUGUAUAGUUCAUAUAAUAAUACCUAUACUACAAUUGCGUGUGUAUAAAAUAUUAUACGCGCGUUUGUUCAACGAGCACAGACCGACAGUUCAAGGUUUGUUGAUAAACGAGUAUGCAAACGCGAGUUUCACUCGAAUCUAUAUUGCGCGGUUAAUUGUUUAAAAAUACUAAAUGUUUUUAUUACUAUACCCGGUGCGAUAUUUCUCGAAAGUCGGAAAUUCUAUACGGAUUAGUGAAAAUCGGACGUCUUUUCGAACUCGCGUUUCCGGAUUAAUUUUUAAAAAAACUAGACGGAUAUACUUCGCACUUGGGCGCAACCACUGUUGUAGGUGGGAAGUCGGGAAGUUAGGAUACAGAAAGGAAUUUAAUGUAUAUCUAUAAGCGACGAUAGAUCAUUGCUAACGAAAAACCGAUUCUGAGCGGAGUUCAGUUGAUAGUGAUGCUUUGUCAAGAAUAUAUGAUAUGGUAAAAUAAUGAAAUAGGCAUUUUUUUUUUUUUAACAAUAUUUGUUCAAUAUUGUAUCAAUUUUACCGUUUUUCCAACGGUUUUCCCAUUUGUUGAGAAAACUCUUGAACUCAGGAUUCAAAACGUAAGUUGUCGAGUUUGCAUAUACCAGUUUGCAUUGUCUGUGUUUGUUCGGUAUACCAAUUUUUUAACGGGCUUACGCGAAACAUCGCCAUUUGUAAAUUAAAAUAUCUCGCAAAACUGACGCGCAAAAAACGUCUUAUAGAUAUUAUAAUAAAAUAUGUCCUCGUCUCGGGCGCAUUAAAUAAUCUUCUACUAGUACUGCGAUAGUAAAAACGUUGUAAAUACGAAUUAACAAAAAAAUUAAACAAAUAUAAUAUUACCCAACCGCAUAAGCAGAGCCGCGUUUAAUGGAGGGGUCAAAAGAGAGUAAUUGCCCAAAUUGUACGGCAUUUGUAGGGGCGGUAAAUCCGUGAAAAUCGACACAGUAAACCCCCGUCGACUGUGCAGCCGAAAACUGUGUAUUUUUCCCCCACUAUAUAAUGGAGCACUGCGUUCGGGUAUACUAAAAAGCCCGUUGGCUCUACGAGAGUUGACAAUGUAAAGGUACACAAAGACGUUUCGGAUAUUUUUUUUUUUAUAUUACCCACCCGCAGUCGAACAAAUAAUGACUGUAAUCGAAAUUCAGUGCCGAAUCUUGAACUCUGAGGGCCUUGGUACAAUUAAAAUGUUAGGUCCCCCUCGGGGAUAAAUUUCAACAUAUAUAUAAAUGUAUAAAUAGUUCCUGUCUUAUUUAAUAUUUAUUUUCUUUGUAUCGACAUAAUGACGUCACUCGGUCGUGUUAAUUAUUUUUUUUUUUUAGGCCUUGUAUAAAAUAACUUUAACGGUGCACGAGAAUUAUUUUCAGCCGUAACUAAAGGUAAUAUUAUUAUCAUUUCGGGGAGAGAGAAAAAACAAUAUUACAUACGUUUUACUAUAUUUUCGGCGCAACCGAGUUGGGUCCCACGAUCAAAAAUCUCCACUAGUCGGGUACCGUCGAACCGGGUUCCCUCGGGUAUAGUGCCUGCAGUCAACUAUAUAGUACCAUAAUAUUGCAGAUGAUAAUCAUAAUAGUUUGAACGCUUAGAAAAAUAAAACACAAUAUUUAUUCUGUAGGAAUAAUCGUAGGCGUAGGAAGGCUAUAUCCCCAAAAUCUCCUCUAACCCCCUCAACAUUUCUUGCAAAUUCCCUGUAAAUAAGCAUGCAGUAAAAAUGUUUUCUAGUCUCUCUUUUUUUUUUCUGCGAAAAUGUACCGAAUAAGUGCAGUUUAGCCCCUAUCCCCCCUUCUACAUCCUACACAUAUGGUAAUAUCUAUCGCGGUUCAUAGACGUGUUAAAAUGUACUCAACUACAGAAACUCAUAUUAAAACGUAGAGUUCGUCGCGGAAGGGGGGAAGCCGUAUUGAUAAAAACGCAUAAAAGAUAAAAUUACGGUAAAAAUCGCUGGCAAAACGGACCGUGGGUAUUUAAAAACCGAGGAGGAAAACGUUUUAUAUCGUUUUUGAACGUUAUCCGGACCCGACCGGUACACGUGCACCGAAAUCAGUCGGUGCCCAGCGCCCGAAAUCCGUCCGACUCGGACCGCCGUUUCGGUCGACGGUACGUCCGAGUUAUAUCGGGGAGGGGGAGGGCAAGUAUUUUUUUUUAUCAUGAUUCGUCCGGCGCCUAGUAUUCGAUUAUUAUUAAUUUUCAUACAGGUACACCGUACACAAAUCCGACGACGGCGAUUUUCAACGCGGAAUAUUUGAAACGUUGCCAAGCAUACGUGACGCUCGGACCCGUCUCCGCGGCGAGGACAUUACAAUAAAUUCGCGUAUAAAAUUAUCGCGUAACGGUAAAAUAAAUAUAAUAAUAUUACCUACGUAUAAUAUAUUAUUAUGCGCGCGCGCGUACAAUGCGUAUGCGCGAUUUUAUACCCGCCGUAAAAUACAGUGUGUGCCCAAAGCGGGUUUUUUAGUUUUAUUUUUAUUAUUAUUAUUAUUAUUAUUUUUUUUUUUUCUCUAAAUCGUCUCCGCGUCGUUUUUCGCGUAAUUACUCGGCGGUCUGCGGCCGAUGUCAACGAACCGGUGCGGGACGCGAGUAACGACUGCCAUUAUAAUAAACAUACGUAUAAUAUUAUGUACAGGUGAUGUUGGUAUAUUAUUAUUGUUGUUAUUAUUAUUUCAAGACCGCGGCGUUUAGAUUUCUUUCAAACUAGGUUUCACGUCGUUUCUCUCCCCCUCCUUCCCCCACUACCUCGCGAACGAUAUGCCGACGUCGUUUCUGCACGCUCGGCGCACGCAUAACGAUAAUGUUCUGUGACAUUAUGCCGAUAACGGUAUCAUACGGGUGUACGCGCGCGAUCGUUUAAAAAGUACCCGUUGUAAGACGAAUCGAAUACGUAGUAAACAAUAUUUGGUGUGUUAUUAUCGCGCAGACUGUCGGAUCGUCCGACGCGCGCGAAUUCGAUUAAAAACAAAAGGGGAAAAAAAAAAAACACCUCGCGCGAAAUCGCGCGGCGUGCGUAUUUAACUAGCGCGAACAAUCGUCUCGGAUCCGCCGAUCGAAUUUUACAUAAAACAAAAAAAUCUCUACUCUCCGGGGCUCCGCUCUGUGUAUAGAUGCGAGCAUUUGUUUAGAUCAUCGUUGACCCUGUCUACCCUGUCCACCCAGAGAGCUGUAAUAUCUUCUUCUUCAGCAUAACGGUCCUUGAAGGACCUGAGCUGCCACCAUAAGCAAGCCUCUCCACCUUUACCUGUUGAAUCCUAAAUCAACAGAUGCAUUCACAUCCACCAAAUGAAUGUCUUUUUCCACAGCAUCCUUCCAUCUCGUUCCCGGUCUACCUAGUGUUCGUUUUUUCUGUAUCGUAGCAGUUGUGACCUUUUUUAAUAUAUCCUCUUCAGCUUUCCAAAUGUGUCCAACCCACUCCAUUCUUUUGGUUCUUAUAUACGUUAAUAUAGUUGGCUUUCCAUACAAUUGGCACAUAUUUUCGUUUUUCCGUCAUUAAAAUGUUCCUAGAUCGAGAUUGUAUAUUGGACCAAACAUUUUUCUCAAAACCUAUUUUUCAAAUAUCGCCAGUUUUUUGUUAUCAACUUUCAUCGUAGACCAGGUCUCAGGUUUGUAAGUGACUGUCGGUCUCAGAUAGCUGAUGUAAAACCUUGUUUUCGACCUUCUCGACAAUAAUUUAGAUUUUAAUAACUUUUGGAUGCUAUAAUAACAUCGGUUUCCACUUGUUAAUCGUUCAACUAUUUCCUGAUGCAUAUCAUUUUUACUGUUUAUAUUCACGCCUAGAUAUUUAAAACUUUCUACUUUUUCAAAUUUGAGGUUAUCUACUUGUAGUUUAGGCUGAUCUUCUCCUCUCCUGGGAAGCACCAUAAAUUAGGGCUAUAAAAUACCUACGUAUAUAUUACACUUAGGUUCGACCGAAUUCCAAAAUUGCGUUUUCUUUCGCGGAUCCGUAUAAUAACUAUUGUGCUCGGACGCGUUAUCCCCGCAUAGUCUGCCCGGAUCAAGUAUACUUAGAAAUCGCUAUAGACAGCCAGCGAACAUUGGGUUUUCGCUUCAAAAACGCUCUACACGCGAAGCAACAAGAGAGCACCCCGGCACACUCUACUCCCGGUCUUAAAUAUAAAAAGUCCCGUCCCCUUUAACAAAUUUUACAAACUUUGAUUCUGAAUUUUUUUUUUUUUUUUUUAAGAUUUUAGUGGCGGGCGAGUGUUUAACACAAAAACAAUUAAAUAUUAGUUCUUAUUUAGUGAAAAUAGGUGUACGUAUUAGGGAACGUCGGCGGACGGGUAGAUUAUUAUAAGUUGCUUCCGAGUUAUUUUCGGUUCGUUUCGCCAUUGUUUCGACGACAUUAAAUUCCUCUUCGAUGAGAAUUCGAAAUCCACUCGGCAUUUCGACGUAUUAUUAUCCAAACAUUCGGAUGAUGCUGAUUAGCCGUCCUUAGAUCAACAAAUAGAAAACGAACGGUCACGCGCUUCAUUUUCUCAAAUCGCAACAAAUUCGACAAAAAAUAGUUUUUGUUUUUAAUAAAUAGAAAUCCCAUGCGUCCGAUAUUAUAAGGAAACGUCCAGUAUUUGAAUCAAGCGUCCCGACUAAACGUUCUAAACAACGCAGUUGUGCCGUAUGUCUCUUAUUAUUUCAUAAAAUCAAGGAUUCAAGGGCAAUUUUAUCUACAAAAUAAAUUAUUUAAUUGAAUAAAUUGAGAUUAAACACUGCGAUCACCAACGAGAUCAGAACUUUAUUAUUUGUUCGCUGCUUUUUUUUUUUUUAUUACAUAGGCUAGCAGUUGGCACGUCAAGCAGCGGCCGCAAACAGCAUCAGCGCGAUAUCACCCGAUACGGUAUAAUGCCACUGUAGACAAAUUACAAAGUUACGAACUGAUUUCUCAUAUUAUGAGAUUAUAAUGUCAUGACAUAUUAUGCCAGUUUGGUUUCGACAAUAUUUUCGGUACGAAUAACUGUACCAUAAGAAAUUAAAAUAAAUUGUUCAGUUUGAUUGAAUAAAUCGCGGGUUACCACCACCACCACCCCCCACCCCCCAAUCGGUAUUGUGCAGCGUGUUUUCAGUUUUUAGUAAGAGUUAAAGUUAAAAAAAAAAAAAAUGAACCUUUUAACCCUAACUUUAAGACGCUUAAAGACGUAUAUAGUGCAGUGUAUAGAUAAUACAAUAUAUGUAUAGUGUUACGGCAUAAAUGUUGUGAAAUCGGUUAGUGUUGUUAUAUUUAUACUUUUUUGUAUACGAAAACUGAUCGCGUGCUGUUACUUUUAACAUUAGGGUGUAUUUGUCUAUUGUUAAACCCAAAGAUAAGAACAUUGUCUAUAUUAUUUGUGCGUAAGUUUUUUUCCCGAUAUUUUAAUUUUCAAGCUAGAUAGAAUGAUAUUAAAAUCGUAAUAUUUUACAUAUUACUCGCUUGAAAAUUAAAAUAUUGAGAAAGAACAAACCGACGACGCAUAAAACCAAACGAUAUUCUCGCAUUUAAGUUUGUUAAUAGGCCGAUAUACUCUAAAUAUUAAAAUUAACAGCGCGAAACAGGUUGAUUGAACAACAUUAACCGAUUUAACAAAAUGAAGUUUGUGGCGUGUGUGCCAGGCCCGUUUGUGAUUCUCGGCUUCUCUCGGCACGAUCGCGGUCCUUACCUACUGUAACACUGGGAACGUACAGUGGAUUCCGCGAAGUUAACCGAAUCGGUCCAAAACGGUAAAUCAACCGUAUCGCCUCGAUAACCCGUUCGCAGAAACGUCGACUGCGUUUAACACACGACUCGGUCGAUGGCGUUUUUUUCUACUUUUUUAUCCGUGAUGUAAACAAUAAUAACCGGCGGUUGAAAAAAAAAACCGGACACACUCCCAGUCGCGGCCGUUGGUAUAUUGUUAUUAUGAGGUCAUUGCAGUCGUAGGCGGGAAGUUGGUAAUAAGGUAUUGUAUACGUGUACUUAUAUAGGAAUAGGAUACGGGAUAUAGUUUUGUCGAAAACAACGGCGAUAAACCGUCGCGUUUAAAAUCCGAUUCCGAGAUUGUAGUAUAUCUGUUUUUGUGUAGCCAUCAAAAAAAAAACAUAACAUAGAAAUCGUCAAAAAUAAAACCGAAGUAACGGUCGUUUGUCGUUGGCUUAUUUUCUUUUUUUUUUUUAAAUCCACCAAAAUCGGAGCGUUUCUACUAACCGAAAAACACAUUUUGUAUAGUCAAAACGAAUUAUGGCUUCUUUGUCAAACUCGAAAUCGAAAAACGAACCUACUGUAGUAAAAAAAAAAAAAAAAACCAAAAUUGCGCUAGUAUGCGCUACAUACGUAAAAUACGCUAAAUUAUAGUAAAAAUUAAUAAAUAUUUAUUUGUUUUCAUAACAGGUACAUAUUGAGGAUUUUUAAUUUCUCGAAAUUCUCGUUUUUAUAUCGACUCGAUAUUUUAACGAAAUAACUUAGUGUCGACGAAAAACCUGGAUAACGUCCAAAGACUUUUAGACUCUGAGCGGAGCGAGAAAUGUGUUGGUUUUAUAAUGAUGUUAAUUUUUAUUUUUUAUUUUAUCUGCAAACGACUUUUGUACCAGAAAUCUUCUUCCGAUUUUCAAGCGUAGCACUUUUUCUGAAAAUAAAUUUUUCUGGGGUGGUACUUUAGUGAGAUUAUUUUUCGAUUUUCCCAGGGGUUUUCAUGAUAAAUGGGAAAAACCGGGAAAAUGUACGAAACGUAUUAUUUUUAAAUCGUAAAUAUUAAGGCCUCUCAAACCAUGUGUGUAACCGAACCCCGCUCAGAAUCGUUUUUCGUUAGUAACGACUAAUCGUUACGUAUAUAUAUAUUUACAUUAAAUUUCCCCAUUUGCCUUCUCGAUUUUUCUUUUGCAACAGUGGACCCACCCGUCAUGCGAAACAUGUCCGUUUGUAAUUUUUUUGCACUUAACAGUUUUAGCGCCUAUAAUUUUAUCGAUUGAAUUUCAAAACGAGUUACGGAAAUACAACACUAGAGUAUUUUUUUGGGUUUUUUUUUUUUUGUAAAUCGGUCGCUAUUUUCGUUGCGCCACUAAUUGAAUCAGUUAUUUCGUAAAGGCCAUUUCUCCAUACUUUUUCAAAAGUAAUUUUAAUGUGAUAACUAAUAAUAACUAAUAAAAAUGCACAUUUCCUGCGAAACCGCGAUAUCUCCGACAGUUCGUUAUGGUCUAAAUUGAAUGGGUGCACUCGAAAAGAGCAUUUCUCCAAAAUAUCUUUAUCAGUAAUAUUAUUCGUUAAGAUUGUAUCGUCAACUGGUUUAUUGUCCAGCAGUUUGUUUGAUAUAAUAAACGUUUUUUACGUUUCCUGAAAAUGUUCAUUUUACGGAGAAACGGCCUUUUCGAAAUGAAUGAUUCGAUUAUUGUAAUCAAACGGCGUUUCUCGUCAUACACAGGGUUCAUGUCGUCGACCGGAGGCGGUAACGGCGGCAGCCAGGGAUCGCCGCUCGAGGGUUUCAUGAACGUGCUGCCCGUGCUGGUGAACGCGUUCAACGGCGGCCACAAACACUCCGAGGACCCCGAGGUGGAGGACCACGAGGAGCACGAGCGUCACGCGCGGGCCUCGUCGUUCUUGCCGCCGUUCCUGAGCAGCGCGUACGUGUACUGGGAACACUUCAAGAACAGCGAGCUGGGUACUACGCUGUGGAAGAACAGCGGUCUGGGCAGCAUACUGCAGCUGUUCAUCGACAGGGACGGCCAUUUCCAGGUGGACAGGAUAUUCGAGUCGAUGGAGAACGCCACGUUCAGGCGCCGGUGGGUCAGGAGUCUGACCAGCUUCGUGGCCGAGUGGAUCAAACACGUUUCCGACCCGAACACGCAGGCCAGGUAAUCGUCGCCACGUUUAAUAGCACCAAUAAUAAUAAUAAUAAUAAUGACGCGUGUGUACGUGUGAACGCGCGCGCAUAAUGUUAUUUUCAUGUGUACGUAUCGUACACGUGCAUGUGUACGCGGGCUACACAAGUACACAAUAUAGUAACGCGUAAUACCUACCUAGACAUAAAUUGUCGACCCGUCGCGCGGUUCCGUACGAAAACUGGUUUCGCACGGCAGAGUUCGUUGCCCAGAGACACGUGAACUGUACGGCGAAUAAAUACGCAGGAAAAAAAAUAAAAUAAUAAUAAUAAAAAAUAAAUACGUACGCGUAGUAACAUGCGCGUCAUUUAAAAUACUGUAACGAUACAGAAAUAGCCGGGCGACGGGCCGGGUGGCGGUGGCUUGUUCGCGAUGUUCGGCCCCGGUGACGCGCGAACGGUCAUUUUUAGCCGUCCGGCAUUGCGAAAUCCGCACGACGGCGUUCGCGGAUCCGGGGAUUCGUUUAAAGGGGUCGGGGGGAAAGUAGGGGUUUACAUUAAAUAACCUAACCAGUCAUAUUUUCAGUAAAUCAAAUAUAAAUCGUGUAAAUUAAAUUAACCACACGAAUAAGUAAAUCAAUAAAUCAAAUCGAUAUAAUGUAUGUAAAUAAAAACUCUAGUCUAUUGACCGGGGGUUGGGGGGAGGGCACGUACCACUGUGUCCGCCGCUGGAUAUCACUGAUUUAUCCGUGCCACGAUCGGAACAUCGGGUAACAUGUUUUGUUUGCGAAGUAUAUUAUUAUCAUAUCAUAAACCGUUAAAUUGUAUAAAGUGCGAGAUUCGACGAUUUAUCGCGGUGAAUCUCGAAAACGGAGAAAAAGUAUAGCACAAACGUGUCUCGGCCCAAUAAACAUCUAGAAUAAUUUGUACGUCUUUUUUGGGGAUCGAUUUUUCGAAAUUCAAACGGGAACCUCCUAUACGUUCAAAAUUUCGUUGAAGGACAGCAUAUCACGUAGUUUAAAUCGAUUUAUGUGUAUUGUACAUUUUUCUCUAUUCCGAAUAUUCACGUGAUAAAAUGGCCGUAUUACUAAUUAAUUAAAUGUCGAAUCAAUCUGUACAUUAUUGUAUGUGUAACGGUUAAACGUCGUUUUGAAAACCGAUUUUGUGCUGUUAGUUUUAAUAUUGUGUUAUAGCCUAUUGUCAGACUCAAAUGUAAGAACAUCGUCUGCUUUCCGUAUACGUUGGUUUGUUUCUCGGUAUUUUAAUUUUCAAGCGAUAGUUACAAUUAUGUGGAAUAUUGCAAUUGUUUUAAAAAUAAUCGAAUCUGGUGUGAGCGUUAAAAUAUCGAGAAAAAAUUAACCGACGCGCGAACACUGGAAAUGUUCUUACCUUUGAGUUUGAUAAUAGGCCUGGUACACUCAAAUGCGUCAAACAAACUAUCAGCAUUAAAUCGAUAAAAAUAUAAAUACAACGACAUUAAUCGUAAAAUUUGUAUUGUAAAUGCAAUGUAAUAUCGUGUUACAUUUACGAUGCAUGCGUUUGUGGUAGGUCCUACCGUUGUCUAUUCGAAUUAUACGGCUGUAUCAUCACAGCACGCGUCGUCUUCCUCUUUUUCGUUUUAAACGUUCCGUUUAUGGAGUUCAUAGUUAAAAUCAUUAUCAAUCAAUUCGUAAACGUUCCGCAUAAAAACCGCGGUUUCACAACUGUAUUAUAUCAACACGCGUAGUACACGGUUAAUAUUUAAGUUAACAAAACCUGUAUCAAAAACUAUACGCACAUAUAUUUAUUACCUAUAUAUAAUGCCCCCGAACGUGUCGCGAUUCGGGAUAAAAUGUUCAAACGUGCAGUUGUAACCGUUCUGCAACCAAGCCCCUUCGAAUCGAGUCCUCGUCGAGUAGUUCCUAUCUACUAUAUACGUGUACAUAAUGUAAGGGGCUUUAGCCCUUUUAUAAAAAACCAUUUGGUCUAUGUGCGGUCAACGGAAUCUUUAAUAUCUAUAAUAUGGUCACUGCGAGAUAGGCGGCGAAAUAGCAACAGGCGUGCAGUUUUGACGAUGCAGUUUUCGGUAAACAAUUCACUGCACUGUUUGCUGAUUCCGGCAACCCGGUUGUCGAAAAAUGCUAUUUGAUUAUCAAUCAAUUGAUUGCAGUAAACAAUAUCAGAAGUCGCUGAAAAAAAUCGCGGUCGGCUGGUGCUGUUCACUGGUUUAAAACUUGAAACAAUAUCCUUGCCUAUAUAAUCUAAAAUCUCUAAUCACGCACCAACAAAAAUCUUACCGAAUUCGUGCUUCAAUAAUUCAAAACCGAGGGAUUAAUUAAUAUUAACUAGGUAUACUUUUAUGUACCUAUAAAUAUACCUAUAGGUACAAACAUAAAUGAAUCAAGCAAUAUGCGCAACGAAAUAAAUGUAAGGAUCUCGGCAGCCAGCAAAUGAUAUUUCGCAUCAAUUAAGCUAUUUUAAUCUGAAUUCUUAUCUAGAAGCUCAAAGAUUAACCUAUACUUAAGCUGCCUACGUACCCAGUUAGUGUAUAGUUGCGAACCGUGGUUGAUAACGAAAGGAGACGAAGAAAAGUUGUUGGUGUCCGAGAAGAAAGUGCUCCGUCGAAUUUACGGUCCGAUUCCUUAAUCUACCAGCUUUUUCAAAAACAAACUAAAGCAUUUGUCAGAAGCAAACGGAUAGAGUGCAAGACUGGACACGUUUGGAGAGGCAGCGGUGUUGGAGAAGUCAACGGGAGAAGACCCAGAGGCCGCCCCAGCAAAGGUGGAUUCAGAGCAGAUCUGCAAAAUAUGGCACAAUUAAUUGGAGCUAGAAGCGAGCGAGGAUAUGGAGAGGUGGCGGGAAGUUGUAGAAGUAGCGAAGGUCCUGAAUUGUCUGUGAAAGCUUAAGAAUAUGCAUGUAUAUUUAUAUGAGUAGUAACGUACUCUGAAUACAUACAUUCGAAUUUGCGAUAAAAAUAAAAUAAUAUUAGUUUUUUUUUAUAUUUUGCAAACUUGAUUUUGUAAUUUUUCAUACGUAUGUAAAACAACCAAUUAAAGAACACAGCGGCAUUUAAAUUUCGGUUUACUAUGCCGUUAACUCGCGAGUUGCAAUAAAAAUUGAUUUUUGUGGGUCGUUUGGACAAGGUUGGACUAAUAGGAAAAAUUCAAUUUUUAAUCGAAAAUCUGCACAAAUGAAUUGUACACAUUUGUAGACGUUCUGUAUAAUAUUGUGAUAUCCUAAUUACAAAAUGCAAAAUUUGUUUUCCUUUCGUUUUCGUUAAUAUAUUUGUACCUACUCUGAAUCCGCGUAAUUCACUCGACAUUUGUUGUAAACGAUUAACGGGCAUUGACUGAAAUACACUGUCGUAAAAUCUCGAAAUAACGAAUUAAUACUUGAAUAAUAUAGUCUUUGCAACAGACGUAAUGCCCGAGAACUUAAAAUUCGUCGUAAAUAUCGAAAAGGACGUCUCAAACGGAAAAAUAUUAUACAGAUGUCACAAAUGCCGAAUCGUUCAGGAAAUCCAUUUAAAGUUUUCUCUAUAGUUUAUUAUUAUUAUUAUUUUUUUUUUCUUAAUCGAUCUAUAAACUCGAUAUAGAAUAAUAGAGAAUAAUACAUACAAAUUGCCGUAAAAUAACAAUUUGUUAGUUAAACUCGACCAAAACGAAUUUUUUAAUUAUAUUCUGAAUAAAGUCAAUACUUUCCGGGACAGCGAGUGUUUAACGGUAAAAGAUUCGCCAUGCGUACGAAACGAAUCGGACUUUACGAAUUAAAACCGAGAUGACUCGACGGCCGAAACGUUGGGUCAUUUUCGCGACGGGUAUUCGAUUUUCUGCAUCGUGUAUACAAUAUUAGUACCUAACCUAAAACAUAAAGAAAUUAAAUUUCUUAUUUCGUAUAUACAGAGCGAUUCACUAAGCGUGCUCACCCCAUUCUUUUGGUUGUGUUAGGGGAUAAAUUCCACUUUUAAGUUUAAGUAGCGGGGAAAUAGUGCCCUACUAUAUCGUCUCCCCGCAAACUUAAAAGCGAAAUAUCUCGUUAACGGGUUGACGGAAGUCAACAAUUUUGACACCAAAAUUGAUUUAAAGUAAUACUCGGUCUAUUUAUGGGAAUAUUUAAUAUAGGCUGUCAUUUGAAAAACCAAAAUUGAUAUCAACACAGGAUACUCCUUAAAUGUUAUGAAAAAUCUAAGUAUUCGAAUAUAUAUAUAUAUAUAACUGCACUUGAAAAUCCAAAAGUCAGAAUUUGAAUUUAGUGAAUCAAUCUGUGUAUAGGUAUAGUCCUAGAAGAUAAGGUCGGGACACUGCGGGCUAUCUCCUCUGUCUUAAUUUUGCGAGGGCAAUUAUUAUAGGGCCACAGUGGCGUAAUUGGCAUUUUUUGUAGGGGACAGAUGAUAAGAAUUUUAGCUUAUAAAACGGUGGGGGCAAUACCCACCACACCCCUCACAAAUAUGUCAAAUAAAUAGACAACUUGGGUUUUUUUUUUUUUUAAUCCUGGAGACGACCCAAUCCAGGAUACGACGCGUUUUGAUCACUACUCGCUACCGUGGUUGUAGGCUUCAUCUACAACCGUGGUCGCUGCCGAAUGCGUUUCUUAUCUCGAGGUGUUGUACAUCAGAAGAAUAAGUCAACAUCAAAAAUCUCUAUUGUCAUGCUUAAGUAAACUGUUAUUUUACGGAACAAAAUUAGGCACGAACUAUGCAUUUUUUUUUUUUUUUGUUAAUAGUUAUCAAUUAAUACGAAUUUAUACAAUACGAUACAAUAAUUAUAUACUAAUUCAUGUAUUCAAUGACGUUUUCAAAUCCGUUUCCCAAAAUACGCCCCUAAUUAUUCAGGGAGGCGAACUUUAUCUUAACUCGAGGGGUUUGGUGAUGUAAUAUUACAUUAAAUGUCCUCAGAUUUUGUAAACAUUCAAAAAAUGAAAUGUCUCUUUCCGACGGGUAAUAAGAACCUAAGGAAUCAUAAUCCGUUUUUAAAAUUGAAAAAUUCCUACAGUUUCGUCUGGAUUUACUAUAAAAUAUACACCGUCACCAAUCCCCUCCCUCCCUUAUUAUCAUUAAACCUAAUAAUUUCGAAUAUUUUUUUUUAAAUUUAAUAGUUUUUAAUUUUUAUGUUUCGUAUAUAAACAGCAACAUAUAAUUUACCAAUCCAUUAUAAUUACGAUUUUUCAACCUAACCUAUUGGUGCAUAGUCACGCAAACGUAUCGAAAUAUGCAUAGCGUUCAAAGACGAAUAUUAGUUUUUUUCGGAAAGCUAUAGUUAUAAUUUACUUAUUUAACGAUGUAUGCGUGUCAGGAAAGAGAUAAUCUCUCCGUCGCCGCCGCCGGCAAAAACCAAAAAAAAAAAAAUACAAUUGUUAUUUCCAAAAUUAGUUUACACGCUUAGAUUAUAAGUCAUUUAUUUUAAUUAGUGUUCGCGCGGCUCUUUUAGGCAAAAAACUAUUUCGAAUUAUAUUUAUCUAUCUAUAAUAUGAUGUUUGGAAUAUCAUCGACAAUAAUAAUAUGUGUAAAAUGGUCAAAACGUGAUUCGUUUUAAAUCAGAGGUUUCCAAACAUUUUUCUCCGCGUACACCACUUGCUAAUUUAUUCUGUUUUUCGUAGAUCCGCCUGCUAUCAAUUAUAACCCCUAUUUACACCUCACGCAACCCCGAUUUUAUUUUUUUUUCGAUAAAAUUGUACCCUUGCGGGUCAAAAUGAACCUCCGAGGGUCUAUUUAGACUCCUUGGGGAACCUCUGUUUUAAAUGAGGAACCCCUUUGUUCUGUUCGCAUUCGUCCAGACCGAAUACACGCCUAACCUAUAAUCUUUACCCGCCGCGCCGUCGGGUUUCUUGUCGGUUUUCGUGUUAUUUAUUUUCGUUCGCUUUUAAAUCGCCGCCGUCUCGAACACACCUCCCAUGUUUUUUUUUGGACUAUACGUAGGACCGACGACAAUAUUAUUUAUUAAUAGCCACGCAAUCGAAACAUGGUGACGUAUAUAGGUUCGGUCGGGGUAAAUGAUAAACAAACACGGUCACGAAGAUUAUAACGUCUCUCGAGGAUUUAAAACACGAAAAACGUACCUACAUUCAAAUGUCCAGACAGUAUUAUUUGUUUCUGGGUUUUUUUGGCGUCAGUACCGAUUUGGGCGCACGAUAAAAAUACGGACCUUCUGUACGAUACAUGAUGGAACGUUAUUGGGGGUUGGGCCGACGGAAUUCACUCGCACAAAACCCGUAUACUAUCUAUUAAGUAUACUUACCCACCGUAUUUUACAGAUACCUGUCGACGACACAAUUCAUCAUGAACGGGUUUCUGAAAUCACAAGGUUAUUCCAAGGCGGCGCAGUUCGACCCGGCAAGACCGGCGGAAUCUCUGAGCUUUUUGGCCGACGCCGUGUUCAAACGACAAUUCGGACUCAAAGUCAACUCGGCCACGUACAUCAAACCCGCGAUAGCGUACCUACAAGUAUGUAUUAAUACCUUUUUUUGUUUUUUUUUUAAAAUAUAAAUCGUUAUCGGCGUUUUUAACACCGCGUCACGCCUUAAUGCGUUUUCUAGGAAGUGUUUAGACUGGGCCAGAGCAAAGGACUGAGCUUGCAGCAUUUGACUUCCAAGGAGAUCGAAGAGAAACUGUCGGAACUGUUGAACCACGAGAUCAUCGACCCGGUGCUGAGGGUGUGGAGAGUGUACAGGUUCGUGUCGAAAAAACCAGAAUGCGAUCGGUACUUGGUGUGCAGUAUUAAUCGCAAAGGCCAAUAUCCGGACAGCAAAACCGGACUUAAACCGGGCGUCACAAAACUGUCCAGGUGUGUAUUAUGAUCGGAUACUUCAUUCGACAUUUAUUAUUUUUUUAUUUUUUCGAUUUGAUUUAAAUCGAAUGGCGAAAAAUAAAAUCGACGAAUUAUAACUUACGGCCAUUGUUUUUAUUUUCGACGCAGUUUAAUCGCUUCGUGGUUCCUGUCCGGACAAACGGGUACGCCGUUCUGGAAACUUUACAACGCCGCGACCGAGGACCACAAUUGUUCGGUGAGUACAGUGUUUUACGCCGUCGGACCACCGACUGUUUUGUUAUGAUAAUUUGACGGCGGCGAGUGAUAUUCGCACGUAGAAUAUGGCGAUGUCUCGUGCGUGACGAAAAAAACCCGCGACGACGAUAUAACGAUUAAAAAAAAAAAAAAAGACCUCGGACAAUUAUAUUUUAUGUCGUGGAUACAUUAUAGAUUAUUUCGCGAACGAUCUAUCGAAGAGAAAAAAUAAAACAAAAAAUUACUCUCAACUCGCAUUCAAUAUUGUAUUGGGUUUUUUAAAAAUAAAAAAAAAAAAGCAAAAGCCAUGUCCAAGAAUAAUGGGGACGGGUGCAGCCACUGUUAUGUAGGCAAGAUUAACGAUAAACCAUUAUUACUAACGAAAACACAAUUCUGAGGGGAAUUCGACUGAUAGUGUUCCUUUGUCAACAAUUUAUAUGUUACAAUAUUAUAUGAUAAAAUAAUCACAUAUGCAUUAUAUUUGUUUUCUUUAAUAAUAUAUUUUACCUAUUUUCCCGUUUUUCCUAAGUUUUUUCCCAUUUAUUGGGAAAACUUCUGAGAAAAUCGAAAAAUAAUUUCCCUAAAGUACCUUCCCAGUUAGAUUUCCUUUUAGAAAAUGUGCUCUCGGAGCAAAAUUGCUGGUAGAAAAAUUGUCCACAGAGAAAAAAAUAAACAUCUUUGUAAAACCAACACGCAUUCCGAGCAAGCUCCACCAUAAUCUAAAAUUAGUACGAAUGAUUUUUUUUUUUUUUGACAAACCCUCGAUAUUAUUCGGUGGGAAAAAUUAUUCCCACUUCACGUAGAUAUCAAUAAUACACUUGCACAAUAUUAUUGUAUCACCGCCGAUCAAAUUGUUCGCGUUUUUAUUCGACGGACAUAUUGUUCACGGUUUUAUAACGCUUCCGUGUUUACAGACUAAAUACCCGGCUAGCUGUCAAGAAUUCCACGAGGAAGAUUUGCGGGCCACCACAGAAUAUUUCCACAACGAACUCUAACCGUAAUAUUGUAAAACAAACUGCAGUUCAAAGGACCAUCAAAAUGGCGGAUAUCCACAUCCGUUAAAUAAUUAUUAUUCACAUUUCGAAGGCUGUUUUAUUGAUUUUGGUUUUUUAACAAUGUUAUUACAUAUAAUGUAUAAUGUCGUGUAAGUAUUCGAUAACUUUAAACGGGGUGUACACUAGGUUACUCGGGUACUUAAACCUAGUUUAAGCCACCAUUGAUAAUAUUAUAUUAUUUAUUACCUUAAUUUUAUUAUAUUAUAAGCGCAUCGACUAAAUCAACGUUUUUUUUUUUUUUUUUUUUUUUUGUAAUGUAAAAUAACUAUAUUUAUAAUAAGGUACGAAUUGGCGGAAAUAAUUUCAUGUCGAUAGGUUUUUUUUAAAAAAAUUUUCGCGCCCCGAAAUGCCGCGCAACUGUUUUUCAAAAGUUCCAUAAAAUAAAUAUUGCGACUAACGUCUACUCGUAUUCACGUGAUUAAAACUGUAAACAAAAAAUAAUAACAAUUUAACAUUUUACGUCAAAUUUUUUGGUCCGUGGAAUAUCUGUAUAAUAAUUGGUAUUGUCGUUGUAACGCACAGUCUAUAAUACUUUCACGGAUUGUCGAAUCAACGGACAACAAUCAAAAUCGAUGUUUAGACUCACUCGUAUGCGAUACCCCGCCGUCGCCGACGAGCAUUUCGUGACAUUUUUGAUGAUAACAGUUUAGAUCACAGACCACACACACACACACAUAUGUAUAUAUAUAUAUAUGUGUGUGUGCGUGUGUGAUGUGUCUGAACACGUAAAAGAAAGUAUAGGCGUCUCUUUUGUAUACAUGUAUUUAGUUUAUUGAAAACAAUAUUAUAAUUUAUUUAUUUUUUUCUCUCACAUUUAAAACGCGUACACGCGAUCGAAAACGAUUAAUUUAGCAAUUGUCGCGUCUCGACAAUGUAACUAUUAUUAUAUCAUAAUAAUGCCGUCGGGUACUGCCUGCCGGUACAAUGGACGAAUUCGACUUGCGUCUCUGUAAAACAUCGAGAUGAAUACAAUUUUGUUCCGCGGAUUUGGAUUCGAUUACUGUGGUCUCGGCGGCCUUUUUACCGAACGGUUUUCGCGGACUUUGACAGCGCGUCGAAAACGGCCGUUGGUCAUCGUCGUCGGCGCGUACCCGACGCGCGUGUAAUACGGGGGACCGUAAUGUUAUUGCGCAAACGUAAUUUAAUUGUACGCGUGUUAUUUUACAAUUUACAUAGUGCACCGCCUAAUAUUAACCGUACACCGUUGUACACGAAAAUCGCCGACUUUAACUGUGCGUAUCUAUCGGUAGUACAUUUAUAUAUAUAUAUAAAGUAAUAAAUGUUAUUAUAAUUAAUAUAUUAGCAAAUAUAGAAAUUAAAAAAAAAAAAAAAAAAAAAAACGAUUUUACUAAUUUUUACAUAUACCACUGAAACCGACUAUGUAUGGCGAUUGGCGCAAAGACGUUCUUGUAUACAACGAUUUUUACAUGGAUAACGCGUUACUUCUUUUUUACAUUUUGACCGAUCCAUUCCAGUCCUUCCUGAGUGAAAGAAAGAAAAAAAAAAAAAUGUUUGGUAAUAUUAAUAAAUCGUUUAAAUUGUAUACGUAUUAUAUUAUAAUAUAUCUAUAAGCCUGUCGCAAUGUAUGAUAUUAUUUUUUUUUAUUAUUUAUUUAUUUAUUUAUUUAAAUGUACGGUUUUAAAAUGACUUUAGCUAGCUAUAGAUGUACCUUAAUGUAUACCUAUAUAUUAUUGUACUUUACUCUUUAAAUAAUAUAUCAUUAUACGUAUUACUAUAACGCACGAUAAUCGAAGUGUGAUAUUACAAUUUAUUUUCGAUUUAAUAUUAAUAUAUCAUUAUGUGUAUACA
Molecule: messenger RNA, 35503 nt
Organism: Cinara cedri
Lineage: Eukaryota; Metazoa; Arthropoda; Insecta; Hemiptera; Aphididae
Source: the annotation of a GenBank genome assembly